Esox lucius (northern pike) is the source of this 1247-nucleotide messenger RNA. It is a transcript of the gene urp2, whose product is annotated as urotensin II-related peptide. The record is from RefSeq and is a predicted model, not a curated record. Bases 359 to 970 code for a protein of 203 amino acids. NCBI's taxonomy places the organism in Eukaryota, Metazoa, Chordata, Actinopteri, Esociformes, Esocidae. The transcript is spliced from 4 exons. Gene Ontology annotation, molecular function: hormone activity. Gene Ontology annotation, biological process: regulation of blood pressure; blood vessel diameter maintenance. Gene Ontology annotation, cellular component: extracellular region.
UCGCACACGCUCCUCGACGCGAGCACCAUCUCGACAAGCCUUCUUCACAGGGGCGCAUCACUGCUGAAUGAUACGUGCAUGACAGACGAGUUACACUGAGAGAGAAAUAAAGUAAGAGACUUUGAAAAGACCAGAGGAGAACCAAACAACUGACUGUACUGACAUCAGCUAGACAUCCAGGUUCAUCUCAACACCAGGAGACGACAGAGCCAACUCAGCUUUUGAGACGUAAACUAAACCCUGGCAUAACCCAAAGACUUGAGUCGACCGCCCAGAGUGGUACCUGUGGUUGAAACCCAGACGUUGUGGUUGAAAACGGCUCAUUAAUAGUCAGUAAUUGUGGUCAGUGGGUGCCAUCAUGCAGAAAGGAUCUGUGGUCUUGGUGGGAGUUCUGACUGUGCUGAUUACAAUGUGGGCUGGAGUGGACCCAGCCCCCACCCUGCUCACUGACAGAGGAGACACGAAGCCAUCAGAUCCAGCUACAGAUGACUCAGCCGAACGACCGAGAACACAAGCUUCAUCAACCAGCACUUCUAAAGCGCUGAAGAAACUGUUAAUGACCACCCGCCCUGCCAGCGGAGAGAAGACCCCUGCGUCCAUCAGCAAUCUGAAUGGUCAGCUGAAAAUGGAUGAGGGGACGAGCAGUCCAGGCAGACGAGCCCAGAUCCUGAACAUGCUGUCGGCACUGGAGGAGCUCAGCAGGAAAAUGAACAACAGCCUCAGCACACGAAUGACCGUAAUGACCAGGGGGUCACCGAAUGGACGGAAUCCAGCCAAGAAGAAUAAAGCUGUGGCCGCAGAGGACGCAGUCAAAGUCACCACAGUGCCCCCUGUGGAUGUACGAGGUAAUGUCACUGCAUCCAGGACCAGCACUGACCACAUAGACCCAAGCAGCCGAAAAAAGUCCCUCCAACCCAAGAAACCCAGCAAUAAGAGAGUGUGUUUCUGGAAAUACUGCUCCCAGAACUGAUCCUCCACCUUUUGAACACACGUGGAAACAUCCAUGGUGCCCUCCAAACUGACUCAUAUGCCACUCCACCCCCAUCCGACACCCGGACUCUAGGCAAACGGGGGCCUGGCGCCACCAUUGACCUUUUUCUCUGGCUCAUCAAUAACCGUACUGACCAAGCAGAUUCCCCCAUCAUUCACCUGUCUACUUGUGCCUUCGUGCACGACAGCCUGUUAACCCUUGAGGAAAGAGAAUGCGCGGUGCGAGCUCUAAUAAAGAUGACCCAAGCAUGGCAAAA